CGAAAACAUGGCGCCUGAAUGAAGGACGCUGAACGUGAGUGCUGAUAGAUUUACUGUCGCGUUUACGCAUACACAUAACUGAUUUGACAAGUCAGUACACCCGUUUGCAGGAUGAGUAAUCUGUCACCCUUCGGCGGUGGCAAGAACCCACCGUGGGUCCGUAAUGCAGGACAAGGUAUACAAAACAUCCAGCAGCAAAUGCUGGGUCAAGCCAUGGGCAGUAUUGGUGGACAGCCUAUGGUACAAUAUCAACAACAACCCCAACAAGUCUAUCAACAAAGUCUGGGAUUACAACAGCCCAACAUCACUAUGGCUUCAAUGGCAACACUUGGCUCUAACUUACCAUCAGGAAUAACAGGACAAUUGUAUCCGCAAGUUGCCACAGUUUCUUAUCCAACACCAAGAGCAUUGAACACAAAUGCAUUUCAACCGUCUGUGGCUGGUGUUCCUCAACAGAUGCAACAGAAUGUACCUUCAUCGUCUACAAAGCAGAGAGUUUUCACAGGCACUGUUACCAAAGUUCACGAUAAUUUUGGUUUUGUAGAUGAAGAUGUAUUUUUCCAAACUAGUGUAUGUGUAAAGGGAUCUAAUCCUGUAGUGGGAGAUCGCGUACUUGUAGAGGCGUCCUACAAUCCUUCUAUGCCGUUUAAAUGGAAUGCUACUAGAGUACAAGUGCUGCCUAUGGUGAAUAAUAGCAAUAAUGCAAAUACUCAACAAAAUAACCAACCAAAUCGUCAACAGCAACAGCAGCAACAACAACCAAACAGGACAUCAGGCAAUUAUAAUGCUGUACCACCUCCUGCAGAAAAUUCUAACAACAGUAGGUUCACAAGUACGACAAAUUCCAACGCUACUAGCAACCGUAACAAAGUUGGUAGAGUAAGAGAAAGAUCUCCUCGCGAACGAAGAAAUGACGAUGAGGAAAUAGAAAGGAAGAGACGUCGUGAAGAGAGAAUACGAGAACGUGAGAAGAAAGAGGAUCGCAGUCCGUCAAGGACUAGGAGGAGUAAAUCGCCAAGACCUCGUCGGCGUACGAGAGUCGUGCCGCGUUACAUGGUGCAAAUACCAAAAAUCGCACUGGAUCUGCCUGAAGCAGAUGUUCUUGAGAUAAGAAGACGCUAUCAAAACAUGUACAUUCCUAGCGAUUUCUUUUCCACUAACUUCAGAUGGGUCGAUGCUUUUCCGCCCCACAUGCCAUUUACUCUUAAUAAACCGUGCUCUUUCCAUGUUAUGCAUAAAGACGUCGACCCGUGUAUCGAAAAUACAGCAGUACUAGAACCCUCGGAUGCUGACUAUCUGUUCUCUGCAAAGGUCAUGCUCAUAUCUAUGCCCGCCAUGGAAGAAAUAUACAAAAGGUGUUGCGGGGUUUCUGAAGACAGGGAUCCGGAUCGCGAUUACGUUCAUCCUACGCGCCUCAUAAAUUUCUUAGUAGGCUUACGAGGCAAAAACGAGACAAUGGCAAUUGGUGGGCCAUGGAGUCCUUCGUUAGACGGGCCUAAUCCUGAAAAGGAUCCGUCCGUAUUAAUCAGGACAGCCGUGAGGACCUGUAAAGCACUUACCGGCAUAGAUUUAUCCAGCUGCACUCAGUGGUACCGCUUCCUGGAACUCUACUACAGACGUGCAGAAACGACCCACAAGUCCGGGCGAGUGGUACCCUCUCGCGUUGAAACCGUCAUACUAUUUCUCCCAGAUGUUUGGAGCUGUGUGCCUACCAGAUUGGAAUGGGACGGGCUGCAACUCAACUAUAAGAAACAACUGGAGCGAAAGUUGCUGCGUGCCGCCUGUAACCCCGACGAUUUGGAUGCUACCAAUGAACCUGAUGAUGCUGCCGUCGCUGAUCAAAAGGACGAUUCUAUGCCCGAGAAGAAGGAUCCUACGCACUAUUCCGAGCUAGAUCCGAAAUCGAUGAACGUGAACGAAUUGCGUCAAGAACUAGUAGCUCGCAGUCUAAGCUCGAAAGGCUUGAAGUCCCAAUUGUUAGCGAGACUUUUGAAGGCGGCGAAGUCCGAGCAGGCCAAAGAGGAAGGUCGGCAAGACGAAGGCGAUGAAAAUGAAGAGGAUGUCGCACCACCAUCGAAAGAAGAGGAUGAUAAAAAAUUCAGAGACAAUAAAGAUCACGAUGAGGACAAGAGGAAACUUUAUGAACGCGAACGUGCCGUACUCGAAAAGAAGUACACUUUGCCGGAUUCAUCGCACAUUAUCGUUCAUCCCUCUAGAAAUGCCAAGAGUGGAAAAUUUGACUGUACAGUUAUGUCGCUGAGCGUAUUGUUGGAUUACAGACCAGAAGACACAAAGGAGCAUUCUUUUGAAGUAUCUCUCUUUGCUGAAUUAUUCAACGAAAUGUUGAUGCGGGAUUUUGGCUUUCGGAUUUAUCGCUCAUUGUCCAAUCUGCCUGAAAAGUCUAAGGAAAAGGAUGAAGACAAGAAGAAAGACAAGAAAGAUGAUAAGAGAGAUGAUAGGAAGGAUGAUAAAAGGAAAGAAGAUGAGAAGAAAUCCAGUAAGAAGGAUGAAAAACGAGACGACAAGAAGAGAGAAGAAGCCAAAGAUAAGAAAGAUGACAAAGAUGCGAAAAGUAAAGUGGAUGAUAAAGACAGAGAAAAGGACAAAAAUGAUGAUGAUGAGGAGGACGAGGAAGACGAAUCAGACGAUGAUGAUUCUGUAAAAGACAGUAAGAGGGACAAAGAUAAGGACGGAAAGAAGAGGAAAACGAAACUGUACACCUACGAUCCUUAUCUUCUACUAUCAUUUGUAUAUUUUGAUCAGACACACUGCGGAUAUAUAUUUGAUAAGGAUAUCGAAGAACUCAUUUAUACCCUGGGACUCAAUUUGUCAAGAGCUCAGGUACGAAAAUUAGUACAAAAGGUCGUUACGAGAGAUUCUCUGCACUAUCGCAAAUUAACUGACAAGUCGAAAGAGGAUGACUUAAAAGACGAGAAAAAAGAUGAUAAAGAGAGCGAUCGAGGUGAAUCGAUCAAAGCGGACAACGAGGAAGAUAUAUUAUUACGUUCGCUUGCCCUUGGAAAUAAAAAACUGUUACCUGUGUUUGUGGGAAGUGGACCACCUUCAAAAAGAGCGCGGAGAGAGGAUUGCGUCGUGGAAAGAAGCGAUGAAGAAAUGAUUCCGGAAGGCAUCGUCAUGUUCAAAGGUUCCUUAUUAGAUGUAGAAAAGCUCGUUAGUCAGUUGAAAAGAUCUGAAAAGGCGCGUUUGGACACCGAGGAUCGCAUGAUGGAACUGCAACACGAAUUAACUGUAACCAAUGAAAAAUCUACAAAACAGACCAAUAAUAUUAAGGGUCUGUCGGAAGAUCUAAAAAUGUACAAAGAUAAAUUACGAGGCGCGGAAGAAAAGCUCAAGAAAGUAUCUACGGAUUGCCAUACUUAUCUGACUGCCGUGAAGAAUAUAUACCAUAUAGCAGCGAAGAUGAUGCAGAGUGAUACGCGAAAGGUGGAGGUGGUGGAAAUUCAGGACGAAAAGGUCGGUGGAGAGAUAAACGGAUCUGAGAUGGAGAACAAAUUUAAAACUGAUACCAGAUGGGGAGACAACAAGAUCCUAGUGAAGAAGGAAUCCGCGGACGUAGAUAAGGACAAAAAAUCCGACAAUAAAGCUUCUGUCAAAAAGGAGUUUGGUGAAAUGGACAAGGAGAAGAAAUAAACCACAUUAUCUAUUUAUUGCAUAGUAGACUGUACGCACCAACGCGAAAAAGAGUUUAACGUUUCCUCGUGGCUGCGAAGAAAUAUUGAACUCUAAUGCACGCGUCAUUAGAGAUAUGUAAAAAAAAAGGGAAAAAAAACAGAAAAGCAAAGCGGAUAAACUAGCAAAAGAUUUUACCCGACACCAAGUGAUCAAGACUCCAUUUUGUAACUUUUUUCACUCAGUGAUAACGUGUGAUGGCAUCUUUAAUUAGUAAUAAGAGAAGCACUUGAAACCAUGCGUGACAACUCACAUCAUUGUUAAAAUGUUUUUUUUUUGUUUCAGGUUUUUUGUGUUGCUUCAAAUUUUACAUAAACUGGCGGAUUAAAAAAUGGUUUCCAAAUACCAUUAAUCUGCCAUUAAAUAUCAGAUAUUGAAUUAAAAAACGAUAUUUAUUAUUUUUGUAGAUUUAAAACUGCGUAGUAAUGCUAAUUAUUUUACUCUCAUGAAGUAGGAUUGUCAUUGAAAGUAAAAGCAAUGCAAAUUGAUGCAAAUUGAUACAAAAAGAUAUUGCAUAUGUUUCCGCUCUUACAUAAACAUAAUUUCUGAAAAUUUUAUAUAUAUUAGAGCGUGUUUAAAGCUAUUUUGUGUUUAAACUUAAGUUAUAAUCAAUAUCAUAAUAUUAUUUACUAUAAAUUUACAUUCUUAUUAUCGAAUCAGCCAGCAUUUUUGAAGCAUAAUAAAUAGUUCUCGACGUAAAAACUCGGUAAUUUUAAUUGAAUUUACGUGAUGCAUAAUUUAAUGCAAUAAACAUAUAGAACGCAAUAAACAUACGUAAAUGUGAUAAGAUAUAUUACAUCAAUGUUUAGUUUGGAUAUUGUUGCAUUUUUAUAUUAAAUUUUUCGAAAUUCUCACUUACCUUGCUGCUCAUAAUUUUGUAAUGCAGUACAUGCAGAAGCAGCUUGAAAAUUGUUCAUCAAAAAUGUUUACAAAAGAAAAUUUAUAUCAGUAUCAUUUUGUUUCAAAAAUAAAAUUUUCAUUGACGAUAAUAAAAAGCAAUUAUAUUUGUUAUUAAACAAUAAAAUAUUUUUUUUAAACAUCUGAAACGAAGAAGCAUGUAUAGUUUUAAAGAAAUUUAAAGUUAUGAGUGUUUCCUUUAGUGAUAAGAAAAUUACUAGCCUAAUCUAAUAGAAAUAUGAAACAAAUUUAAGAUGUCCUUCAAGUAGAUGUACCGCUCUCGUUAUAUACCACCGAUAUUGUCAUACAUUUACCCAAAAGUCAUACUACAAAAACGUGUUCUUGAACGUUGGCGAUCAUACUCGCGCGUUCUAUUGCCGAGAUUUGCAGUUUAUAACUCACGAUGCCAAGGAUACUAUUUUGUAUAUAGUUACCUAUUAUAUAAAAAUUUUUUGUAGUUUGUUAAUAGGCCACACUCUUGUACAAAAAAAAAAAAAAGAAAAGAAAAAAAAGAAAAAUAGCACGAUAUGAGAGAUAUAAAAAAGUGAAAACGUUUUGUGUAUGUCGACGUUGUACGAAGUCUUAUAAUGAAAAUUGUAAUUAUCUCCUUGGGCACAUGGUAGUCAGAAAUACAAGGGUAACAAUAAAAAUUGUUUAGACAGCAUC
Molecule: messenger RNA, 5253 nt
Organism: Linepithema humile (Argentine ant)
Lineage: Eukaryota; Metazoa; Arthropoda; Insecta; Hymenoptera; Formicidae
Source: RefSeq, a predicted model, not a curated record